UACACGUUUUACGACCGUGAGUGUCGCUCCGCCAGUCACGACUGCAGAAACUCGGUCUAACAUAACACCAACAGCCGUGCACCGUUGUUGUUGUGGCAGGUUUAUACGUCUGUGUGGUGGUGUUUGUAACCCCCACACCCCCAUCUCAUCUGAAAGUUGGAUGACUGACUAGUCAAGUGUGCAAAGCUUACUUGGGGAGGAAUAAGUGGAAUGGAGUAUCUUCCGUGAAGAGUUUCGUCGAAAUAAACUCAUCUGUCAUUAGAUGUUAUGUUAAUACAUAACACCAACAGCCUUGGCGGCAGUGACUGCAUGAGGUCACCGCUGCGCGUCGCGAAAGGUCAGCCGCGUUAUAGUUGACACAAGCACAAGAAGAAAUUCGUGAUUUCAGCUCCGGCUGUGCAAGUAAACAUACGUGUUUGUUUGCUCUUGCAUUCCGAGAAUUAGUCACACAGCAACAGGAACGUUUACUGCAACGACUGUCAUCGAACAGUUCCAUUACUGACAGAGCUGAUAUGGAUGGAUGAAAACGCACCGUCCUUGUCACACCGAGUCAUCCAUCAUCAUUUAAAGAUUCUUUGAAGCCCAGUGAGAGGUAUAAGCUCAGAUUAUAAGGGAAGAGAAAAAACUGAUUACCAGCAGAAGGUUUGGAUUCAGUCCCACGGCUCGCUUUAAAGAGGGUAAAGCGAAAGUGUGCGAUAGACAACCGUGAUUGUAAUGAGCACAGGCUGUUGUUAAGAACGAAAUUUGCUUAUCUUCCGGACACAGAAAUUGAUAUCUUAAGUGCUCGAAGUACACGACAUGUCAGUCGAUCUGAGAUUCUGCAUGGUGGUGGAGCUGUGAGUGGCGCCGGAUGCCCGUGACAACCGCCUGCACUUCCCCCUUAGUGACUGGUGGCACCUUCAGCAUCUGGGUCGGCCAUGGCAUGGAGGGCGAUCUUGAAGUUUUUCGGGUUUGGAAAGAAACGAUCGUCUGAGCAAGAGUCCGACAGCGCGGCGCCAAGUCCGAAGUCUCCGCCACGCCAUCACCCGUAUGACGAGGUUUCCGAUGACCAGCUGGACCAAAACAGGGCGGGAGGCAAACCUCCCAGGGUUCAUCCUUACGACGAGGUUACUGAUGACCAGCUAGACCAGAACAGGGCGGGAGGUAAAGUUCCCAGGGUUCAUCCAUACGACGAAGUGUCCGACGCUGUCCUGGAGACCAACCGCCAGAAGGUCAGAGCCCGCAACCACGCCUACGAUGAAGUGGAUCUGGACCGCACUAUGUCCAAAAUCAAUAAGCAGGCUAAUGGAGAGGCUGACUCCAAGACGGCGCCAAGAGUAUCGAAGAUAAAGUGCGGGAACUCGAAUCUGAACUAUGUGGAGGUGGACAUCCAGCAGGAUGCCAAGGGAAGUGAGAAGCGAAGGGUCACCCAGACCGAUUCAACCAACUACGCCGGGGUGAGGAGAAACUCCUCUGGACAGACGGUCCUGGUGACGGAGUGACCAGGACACACAACGUUUGUGUAUGUGUGGAUAUGUGUGUGUGAGAGGGGGACAUGUUGACGCAAGAAUGCCCAGCAAAGGGCAGCAAUCGCUCAAGAGAGGUUUUUCUCCCUCGAUCCAGGGUGCUAAAGACAUCAGUCCAGUGUUUUGCGAGAUUAAAGCAUAAUUUUGGAGACUCGGUAUGAGCUUUGGAGACUGAAGCCUUGGUCAACCUAAAUGGUCGUACAACUGCUGUUAGAAGCGGAGUUAAAGUUCUUGGCUAUAAAUGACCAAAACAUGAAGAAAACGUUUUGAAUUUGACUCUUUUCUAGUGAGUGGGUGGGUAGGAAUUGGUAUUUUAUGAUGAGCCAGCAACUAAGGUGAUAUUACAACAGAGCAGCCAGCUUGGGUAGAGGUGAGCAAAGGGAAGGACAUUGCUACAUGACAAUAAUGAUGAAUAUAAUGUGUAUAUGCGUGCAAUAUCACGCCGCCUCUAACAUUCAUAGCUUUAUGUUAACAUUGGUGGAUAUGACCUCUGCCUGUGCACAUGUACAUUGUCUAACUAUAUUAUCUUUAAAGUUACAUUGGGCUGCAAUUGUUUUCUAAUGACAGCGAAAAUCUCAGAGCAAGAUAUUAUUUACUCAAAUUUGAUUGAUCACAUGUUAUGCUGUUUUUGAAAUGCGCGCCUUCAAUACUAAUAUUAAAAAUAAUCAUUGUCAUCAUCAGGAUUUCACAUGGAAAAGUUUAUGGUGUGAUGGCUUCAGUCAGUGGGAUGUCUGGUGUUAAUUUGGAGUGUUGGUAUUAAGAUUUUAUUAUCUUUCUCUGCAUGGUGAUGUUUUGGAUGAGCAUGCAUAUUGUAUAAACAGCAUCUUUCACUGAGAUUUACCCAGUAUUUAGAAUGGAAUUGCUCUUCAUUAUUCCUUGAAAUUGUUACAAUGGUGGAGUGUGUUUGCUUAUUUUUUUGUUGUUUACUUUGCUUUUUUCAUUAACCAUGGUUUGUAUUUCUUCACUGAAUAUGACUUUUCCAACUCUCAGAAACAAUAAAGGUUUUUUUUGUUUUUGCUUCUUAUUUUUUAGUUCUUUACUACUUCUUGAGAUCUAAGUUCUUCCAUUUAUAAGGUAUAAACAUUAUUAUAGUCAAUUUUUUUCCUAAAGUUUUUGUUGUUAUUGGUAUACUUGCUUUCUGAUCAGCAAUGAGGGAUUAACAUUUUAUAAUUACACACUAAUAAUUGUAAUGUCACUGAAGUAUAUUAAUGUAUCCAGGUUUUCAUCUUGAGAACAAAAUGCUGAUGUUUUGAGAAUUCACAAUCAGUAAAAAAGACAGUUUGGACAAACAUAUAAAAUACAUGUUUUUAAAGAUCUGCGCAAUGCCUUUAUUUAAUAAAUCACCUGAUGCAUCACUAUUUACAUGACCUGUAUCGCCUAGAUAAAAAAAAAUCCGUUGACAUAUCAGUACUUUUAUAGAGCAAAUCUGGAACUUUUUCCUUAAUGUUAAUCUUCAUGCACUUUUCUGCUCUUUACUCCAUUCCGUGUAAGCAGGCUUGUUUUCUAUGGUGGUUUGUAUUCUAAACUUGCUCAUCUUUAACCAGAAAACUUAUGCACAUGCAGAAAAAAUAUCUUGAUACCUGCUUUGUUAGGGAAGGUGAAGGUGGCUCUAGACAGAGUAAGCCACUUAGGUCUUUGAAAGGCUACUGAAUUUUCUUUCUUUACCGUUUAUCUUCUUUCCCCAGAAACCAGCACAUUACUUUCAUGAUCAGAAUGUUUAAAAUUGCUCAUUGUAAAAGACUUCCAUUCUGGCUUGCUAUUUUAUAUUGUACUUAAUUUUGUUAUUUAAAUUUUAUGUUGUAUAUAAAAGCUCUCAUUUGUCUAUCCCCACCCUUUGUGGUGAUCAUCUUCUGUUUUUCUGUGAUGUAUAAUCUUCACAUUUGUGUUUUAUUUUUUGUUGAUUUGAUUUAAUGUGAGGUCCUGUUUACUUGUUUUGUGUAGGUCUAUUUUCUCACGUGCUGAAAUAAACACUUAAAGUGGUC
Pomacea canaliculata is the source of this 3487-nucleotide messenger RNA. RefSeq lists its product as uncharacterized. Bases 918 to 1481 code for a protein of 187 amino acids. The record is from RefSeq and is a predicted model, not a curated record. The transcript has 3 exons. Lineage: Eukaryota; Metazoa; Mollusca; Gastropoda; Architaenioglossa; Ampullariidae.